AUGGCAAUGGCACUCCAGAUCUCCACGCUCAUCCAGGAAUGGCUGGAAUCGAGGCCGGCCAUAAAAGCCGGCGCCGAAAAGAACCCCAACGCGGUCCGCUUCGGCAUUAUCUCGACGGCAGCGAUCAAUCCCAUCGCGAUUAUCCGCCCCGUUGAGACUCACCCCGACGCCGUCAUCAAAGCUAUCGCCUCCCGUAAUCUCGCGAAGGCGCAGGCGGUUGCGAAAAAGUAUAAUAUCAAGAAGGCAUACGGAUCUUAUGACGAGCUACUCGCCGACCCAGAUAUCGAUGCCGUCUAUAUAUCUCUUCCCAAUGGGAUGCACGGUGAAUGGGCCAAGAAGGCGUUCGCCGCAGGCAAGCACGCCCUAAUCGAAAAACCCAUUUCCGCAAACGGCGACGAGGCCAUCUCCGUCUUCGAAUCCGCGAAAGAGCACAACUGCAUCGCCAUGGAAGCCUUCCACUGGCGCUUCCACCCGGCUGCUCACGUCGUCAAAUCGAUCGUCCAAAGCGGCCGAUACGGCCGCGUGCUGACGACGUACGCGCGCAUGACCACGCCCGCUGGUACAAUUCCCAAGUCCGACAUUCGCUGGAACUGGGACCUCGGCGGUGGCAGUUUGAUGGACAUGACGUACGUCGUGUCGGCGACGCGGUUCUUCCUCGGCGUCGGGGCCCCUGCAAAAGUUGAGCAUGCCAAGGCGCGUCCGAUGAAGGAGGAUGCGCGCGUUGAUGAGGCUAUGGAGGCGAGUUUGGUGUUCGAGACGGAUACUGGGCCGGUGCGCAGUGUGAUCAAGACGGACAUGAAUCAGGCGUAUGCUGCGCACAUUCUCCCCAAGGUGUGGGAGUUGCCGUCCAUUCGGCUCGAGCUUGAGCAUGCCACCAUCUAUUUCUACAAUUUCGUAAUGCCUCACGUUUACCACUAUAUCCAAAUCACGGAUAAGCGCACCGGCCAGAAGAGUACGCAGAAACACUACUCCUUUGGGCCACUCUGGGGACCUAGAUCCGAGCCUUGGUGGAGCACCUACAGAUACCAAUUGGAAGCCUUCGUCGAUAAGGUCGCCGGACUGCAUCCCGUCCACUGGAUUGAGCCAGCUGAUAGUAUCUCUCAAAUGCGGACAUUGGACGCUAUAUACGACGAGUCAGGACUUAUGAAGAGAUCGAACACAUCCGGGAAGAAAAUCUAA
Scedosporium apiospermum is the source of this 1179-nucleotide messenger RNA. RefSeq names its product NAD binding oxidoreductase. Gene Ontology annotation, molecular function: nucleotide binding. The transcript has 5 exons. NCBI's taxonomy places the organism in Eukaryota, Fungi, Ascomycota, Sordariomycetes, Microascales, Microascaceae. The record is from RefSeq and is a predicted model, not a curated record. The coding region runs from base 1 to 1179 and encodes 392 amino acids.